AUGUCGUCGUUCGACAUUAUCGAACACUCGGUGCCCUGCCAACACAUCCGCGAAUACCCUCGAGGCACAGCCGACGCCCAAGAAUCCGUCCUCUACCUUGCAGUCAAGCAAUACAUCCCCAAGGACAACCCCAACCCUCAACCUGGCGACGUCACCAUUAUCGGCGGUCAUGCCAAUGGGUUCCCCAAAGAGCUGUAUGAGCCGCUCUGGGACGACAUCCACGCGCGGUCGAAAAAGCAUGGCUUCCGCAUACGGAGUAUAUGGAUUGCCGAUGUUGCGCACCAAGGUCGGAGCAGCGUGUUGAAUGAACAGCUGCUAGGGAACGACCCGGGGUGGUUUGACCACUCCAGGGAUCUGCUCUUGAUGAUCAAUCUGAAGAGACAUCUCAUGCCCCGGCCUAUCGUCGGCAUUGGCCACUCCAUGGGAGGUAGUAACUUAGUAAACCUUGCGUACAUGCAUCCGCGACUGCUGUCGACUCUCGUGCUCAUCGACCCCGUCAUCCAGGUCUACUCUUCCGUACCCCCCGAAGUGGGGCCCUCUCCCGCUCGUCUAUCCACCUUCCGCCGGCAAGUAUGGCCGUCUCGCACUGCUGCAGCCUCCUCCUUCGCGGCCUCGAAGUUCUACCAAGCAUGGGAUCCCCGCGUCUUAGAACGGUGGGUGAAAUAUGGCCUCCGCGACAUGCCUACGCUUCUGCACCCGAACGCGGACACGGACUCGUCCAAAGACAAAGACAAUCAGUCCGGCCCAAAAGUCACGCUCACGACUCCUGCACCACAAGAAGUCUUUACCUUCUUGCGGCCCAACUACGAAGGCUACGGCCAGGACGGCCGGCCCGUAAACCGUAAGACCCAUGCGGACUUAAAUCCCGCCCUGCCCUCGAUUUACCCGUUCUACCGCGCCGAGGGCCCACAGACGUUUUUCCGGCUCCCCGAACUACGGCCCUCGGUGCUAUACAUCUUCGGCGGCAAGUCCGACGUCGGCACCGCCGAGGCGUGCAAAGCCAAGAUGGACAUCACUGGGGUGGGUGUCGGCGGAUCAGGGGGCGCGGCGGAAGGACGCGUCCGCAGCGUCACCUUCGAGGACAUUGGCCAUUUGAUCGCCAUGGAGGCUGUCGACCGCACGGCCGACCACUCUGCCGAAUGGAUCGGAAAGGAAAUGGAGAUGUGGCGCAAGGACGAGGACGAGCAUCUGCGGACAUGGACCCACGCCAAGUCGCUGGUCGAGAAGCAGAGCGUGGAUGACCAGUGGAAGAAGAUGAUCGGUGGGCCAUAUGAGCGGCCUAAGAAGUCCAGUCCCUCAAAGUUAUAG
Messenger RNA from Cladophialophora yegresii CBS 114405, 1308 nucleotides. RefSeq lists its product as uncharacterized. The coding region runs from base 1 to 1308 and encodes 435 amino acids. The transcript is spliced from 2 exons. Lineage: Eukaryota; Fungi; Ascomycota; Eurotiomycetes; Chaetothyriales; Herpotrichiellaceae. The record is from RefSeq and is a predicted model, not a curated record.